AUGCCAGGUCUUCUCCGACACUCUCGCCGAGAAGAUGAACCAGCUGAAGGUCGAGAAGAAGAGGAGCGACGCCUGCUCUACCAGAUGCUCCCGGUGGUGGUGGAGCAGCUCAAGCAGAACAAGCAGGUCCCAGCGGAGAGCUUCGAAAGCGCCACCGUCUACUUCAGCGAUAUUGUCGGCUUCGAAGAGCUCUGCGCCGACAGCUCUCCUCUGCAGAUCGUGCAGCUCCUCAACAUGCAGUACCGGGUGUUCGACUCGAGGCUCGAGCAGUACAACGUGUAUAAAGUGGAGACCAUUGGAGACGCCUACAUGGUCGUGUCCGGCCUGCCCAAGAGGAUAGCAUUUGAUUAG
Messenger RNA from Penaeus vannamei (Pacific white shrimp), 351 nucleotides. NCBI's taxonomy places the organism in Eukaryota, Metazoa, Arthropoda, Malacostraca, Decapoda, Penaeidae. The record is from RefSeq and is a predicted model, not a curated record.